UGAAAGAUACAAUUCUGUAAGGAAAUCAGCAAACGACCCCUUGUUAUGGGUCCUCACUGCCUAGAGAACUGUCUGAAACCCGAAAUACUCAGCAACUGGAAGCUGACAUGACUGUAGUGAUUGGAUUUGAGGGUAGUGCCAACAAGAUUGGUGUGGGCAUUGUGAGGGAUGGGGAAGUACUCUCAAACCCCAGACGCACCUACAUUACACCCCUGGUCAAGGCAAGGUUCCUGCCUAGUGAGACAGCCAGACAUCACCGCAGUGUCAUCCUAACAGUUCUGAAGGAGGCGCUGGAGGAGGCAGGGCUGAAGCCUGCUGACGUUGAUUGCGUGGCAUACACAAAGGGACCAGGGAUGGGUGCCCCCUUGGUGACAGUGGCUCUGGUGGCGCGCACAGUGGCCCAGCUGUGGGGGAAGCCUCUCCUGGGUGUCAACCACUGUAUUGGCCACAUUGAGAUGGGCCGCCUCAUCACUCAAGCCGAUAACCCCACUGUGCUCUAUGUCAGUGGGGGUAACACACAGGUGAUUGCAUACUCUGAGCGGCGCUACAGGAUAUUUGGUGAGACCAUCGACAUUGCAGUGGGAAACUGCCUGGACAGGUUUGCCCGGGUGAUAAAGAUUUCCAAUGAUCCCAGCCCUGGGUACAACAUUGAGCAGAUGGCCAAGAAAGGUACACAGUAUGUGGAGCUUCCAUACACGGUGAAGGGGAUGGACGUGUCAUUCUCUGGGAUUCUAUCCUAUAUCGAGGAAGCAGCUGGGAAGAUGUUGAAAUGUAAUCAGUGUACAGCAGAAGACCUGUGCUUCUCCCUACAGGAGACCCUGUUUUCCAUGCUGGUGGAGAUCACAGAGAGGGCCAUGGCUCACUGCAGCUCCCAGGAAGUGCUCAUCGUUGGAGGCGUUGGCUGCAAUUUGCGUCUGCAGGAGAUGAUGGGAGUCAUGUGCAAGGAGAGGGGUGCAAAGCUCUUUGCUACAGAUGAGAGCUUUUGUAUCGAUAAUGGAGCAAUGAUUGCACAGGCUGGCUGGGAGAUGUUCCGAUCUGGUCAGACAACUGAGCUGUCAGACUCAUGGAUCACUCAAAGGUACAGAACAGAUGAAGUGGAGGUGACCUGGAGAGAUUGACAGCUCACUACCCAACAGGAUGCAACUUGCACCCACCUUCCCUUUACCUGGAUUGUAUGUGUUGUGUCAUGAUGGAGGGAAAGAAUGUAGAAAUAUUCUAUGCCUCACUUCUAUCGUUCUGAACUCCUCAACACAACAGUUUUUAGCCACCCUCAUUAGUAUUUUAGGCCUAGAUUAAAUCUGGACUGCAGAAAAUCUGCGCUAUAGUGCGAUUGAAAUGUAAAGGCAAUGUUCCCGCAUUUGGAGAAAACACCUUUAUCUUUUGAUAUUUUUUGGCUUUCUCUAGUGCUGGAUUCAAUCUGUAUCGCAGAAGAUCCGCAUUAAAAUAAGUCAUUUCUGAUUGAGCCAACAUAUGCAGCGUUUACCGUGAAUGAAGUCUCUGCGAAUGCAGGAACUAUGCCUUUAAAUUUCAAUAUAAUGCAGAUCUUCCGCGAUACGGAUUUAAUCCAGCCCCUAGUCCACAAUAUAGCCACGUUUAUACCUGGUGUUAAAGUGUCCUGAUCUUGUCAACAUUCUGAUUGUGCAAAUAUAUUUUUUAACAAGUGUAUACGAUUAAAAGAAGUACCUCCGGA
Messenger RNA from Oncorhynchus nerka (sockeye salmon), 1690 nucleotides. Its product is annotated as tRNA N6-adenosine threonylcarbamoyltransferase. Gene Ontology annotation, cellular component: cytoplasm; EKC/KEOPS complex. The record is from RefSeq and is a predicted model, not a curated record. Gene Ontology annotation, biological process: tRNA threonylcarbamoyladenosine modification. Bases 108 to 1118 code for a protein of 336 amino acids. Lineage: Eukaryota; Metazoa; Chordata; Actinopteri; Salmoniformes; Salmonidae. The transcript is spliced from 12 exons.